AAGGGCUCCCACCAAAAAAAAAAAAGCAGGACAUUCAAACGAGGUAUACCCAGAGAACGAAAAAAAUAAUUAUCAUGAUGAUGAUGAUCAGCAGCAGAAGCAGCUUGGUGGAAGGGCCACUAUGAGUUGCCACUUCAUACGUGACUACGAAAUGUACCAUGCAGAGCAGAAAAGGCCCCAACUGAACGACCAAGCGGCUUGUCCCAUACGCUUUAUAAAAAAAGGUGACACCGCUGAUUGGGAUUGGCCCCAAAGGAGUUAA
This is a messenger RNA of Plasmodium cynomolgi strain B, 262 nucleotides long. RefSeq lists its product as hypothetical. NCBI's taxonomy places the organism in Eukaryota, Apicomplexa, Aconoidasida, Haemosporida, Plasmodiidae. The transcript has a single exon. The annotation marks the transcript as partial. The record is from RefSeq and is a predicted model, not a curated record.